Molecule: messenger RNA, 566 nt
Organism: Syngnathoides biaculeatus (alligator pipefish)
Lineage: Eukaryota; Metazoa; Chordata; Actinopteri; Syngnathiformes; Syngnathidae
Product: hemoglobin subunit alpha-1-like
Exons: 3
Coding region: 64-495 (143 amino acids)
Biological process (GO): hydrogen peroxide catabolic process; oxygen transport
Cellular component (GO): haptoglobin-hemoglobin complex; blood microparticle; hemoglobin complex
Molecular function (GO): peroxidase activity; organic acid binding; haptoglobin binding
Source: RefSeq, a predicted model, not a curated record
ACCAUAUAUAAAGGAUCAACUUCUCCCUAAUAGAAGCAUUAAACUCUCACCCAAAGCAGCAAGAUGAGUCUCACCGACCAGGACAAGACCACAGUCAGGGCCUUCUGGAAUCUGGCUUCUGGAAAGGCAGACUUAUUCGGAGGCGAAGCCCUGACCAGGAUGAUCUUACUGUACCCGGGGACCAGGGCCUACUUCCCCGACUGGAAGGACUUCACCCCCAAAUCCGCUCCGGUCAAGAAGCACGUCAAGGAGCUCAUAACUGGCAUCAAUACGGCCAUCGCCCAAAUUGACAACCUGAGUGAGGCCAUGGCGGAUCUCGGCAACUUACACGCCAAAGUCUUAAAAGUGGACUUCGUAUACAUGAAGAAUAUGAGUGACUGCCUCCUCCUGGGGUUGGCCGUCGUGUUCCCGAAGGAGUUCACCCCUGAGGUCAACAUGAGCAUGUUCAAGUUCCUGGAAGCGAUGAAUGCCGCCAUCGGCGAGAAAUAUACAUAAAAAAAACAUCAAGCAUGCCCACAGGAUUCAAAUCAUUUCUCUCGCUCUCUGCUGGGCUCAGUUUCAAUAAA